AUGAAAAUAUUUUCUAAACAACAUGUACCAGAAUGUCAUCGUGGUUUUGGUUUACAUGUUUGGUUAAACAAGGAAGAAAAUUUAGCAAAAAAUGUAUGUCUUUGUCUACCUAGUUAUUAUGGUGAUCAAUGUCAAUAUGAAAAUCAACGAGUAAGUCUAACUAUUCAAUUUCAAGCAUUCUCUGAUUCAUUAUCAACAUUAUUCGCAAUUAUUAUUUUACUUAUCGAUGAUAGUGACGAAAGAAUUAUUCAUUCUUAUGAACAAUUAACAUAUUUUUCGAUAAGAGAUUGUAAAAUUAAAUAUAAUAUUUAUCUACUCUACUCAAUCAGACCAACAAAUCAAACAAAAAAUUAUUCAAUACAUAUUGAUAUUUAUGAAAAAAAUUGA
Molecule: messenger RNA, 387 nt
Organism: Rotaria sp. Silwood1
Lineage: Eukaryota; Metazoa; Rotifera; Eurotatoria; Philodinida; Philodinidae
Source: the annotation of a GenBank genome assembly